AUGAGAACAGUCUUGCGAGCCGCAAAAAUUUGCGCUGCAGGCAGUCGCCUUGCGCCGAGCCAUGGCUUUGCGACAUCAUCCCCAGCCGCCUUCAAGGCGGCAACAGCGCUGUGUUCUAGCAAGAAGUACACCCCCGUCGAAAGCAAAAAGUCCAAAUACGACGUCUUCAGAACCAUGAUCCUUACUCAGUUCAAUGUUGUUCUGAACAACAUGGGCGGUUGGUCAGAGACCAACCGCGAGUUCCAGAACUUCGGCAUCAGGAGCGAGCAUGGGCUCAACAACGAGAUUGCUCUUUUCCGUGAGACGAUACAGAAAUCGAUUCAUUUGGCCAACAAGGGCGCGACGUUGCGCAAGGAGAACCCGCUCUUUUGGUCCCUGCGGAACGCCUUCAUCCGCGGCGACGUCAAGGGGCUGACUUCGGAGUUGCGGUAUUCGUUUCAGAGCUUCAUGCUGCGGUCUCGACUGGAAAAAUCCUCCCCGAGGCAGAAAAAGUUGGCGGACCUGAGAUUCCCCCAGGAGUGGUUUCCCGCCACGCGGGCCAUUCAACGCACUAUCCACCUGCACGUGGGACCAACAAACUCUGGAAAGACAUACCGGGCCUUAAAGGCGCUCGAGAAUGCGAAAUCGGGCAUCUACGGAGGCCCCUUACGUCUACUGGCGCACGAGAUUUAUUCACGGUUCCAGGCCAAGGGAAGGCCGUGUGCCAUGAUCACGGGCGAAGAGCAGCGCAUACCGGACUCGGACAACUACUUUAUUAGCUGCACCGUUGAGAUGACGCCGCUUAACAGACUCGUCGACGUCGCCGUGUUGGACGAGAUCCAGAUGAUUAGCGAUCGGGAUCGAGGUUGGGCGUGGAGCCAAGCUUUACUCGGUGUCAUGGCAAAGGAAGUCCACCUGUGUGGCGAGGAACGCGUUGUCGAUCUCAUCAAGUCGAUUUGUUCCAGCAUCGGCGAGAAGUGUAUUGUGCAUCGCUACCAAAGACUGAGCCCAUUGCAAACGAUGAAGAAGAGUCUCAAAAAUGACCUCACCAAGCUCCGAAAGGGCGAUGCGGUCGUCGCUUUCACCCGAGUCAACCUGCACGGUCUGAAAAAUGCCAUCGAGGAUGCGACUGGCCGCCGCUGCGCCAUCGUCUAUGGGUCUCUGCCACCCGAGACUCGAGCGCAGCAAGCAGCUUUGUUCAACGACCCGGACAAUGAAUACGACUUUCUCGUUGCUAGCGACGCCAUUGGCAUGGGCCUGAACUUGGAGAUCAAGCGUGUUAUUUUUGAGACGGCGACAAAGCACGACGGCACCCAAUACCGUACGCUGACGACGUCUGAGAUCAAGCAAAUUGGCGGCAGAGCAGGCCGAUACAAGACAGCGAGGCAGGCGGCAACGGACCCUAACGGUACCGCCGCUCCCGAGGAGAAGAUGGGAUACGUGACGACGCUCGUCGACGAUGACUUGCCGAUUAUUGAAAAGGCAUUCAACUCCGAGACGCAACCGCUCGACGUGGCCACUAUACACCCCCCGGCCUCCGUGAUUGAGCAGUUUUCCGAAUAUUUCCCCCCUGAUACACCCCUCAGCUUCAUCCUGCUUCGGCUCCGCGAGCUUGCCCCCGUCUCGCAGCGUUACUCGGUCUACAUCUCUGAACUCAGCCUAGAGAUUGCCGAUGCCAUUCAGGAGUUUCCGAUGACGAUCCAGGAGCGCAUCACUAUCCUCCACGCGCCCGCUUCGCUUCGCGAACCUGGCAUGAGAGCAAUUAUCAAGGCGGUUGCAAAGUGCAUUUCGACGCGGACCGGCGGCGCUCUGUACGACAUUCAACCCAUCAACCUCGAGCUCCUUGACGCGACGCUAGACGACUUCAGUAACCAGGGCAGGCGCUACCUGCACUCCAUCGAGGCGCUGCACCAGGCCAUUACGAUCUACCUGUGGGUGAGCUACCGUUUCCCCAAUAUUUUUACGAGCCAGGCGCUGGCGUUCCAUGUCAAGGACGCCGUCGAGGAAAAGAUUGAAUUCUACCUCGAGAACAAUACCGUCUUCGAUGCGGACGUCCACGGCAAGGCUCGUGACCGGCAGCGCAGGGAAGCGUUGCAAAAGCAGCUGGAGCAGGAGUUGCUCAUGGCAGAGCAGCUCGAGAGCCCCGAGGGCGAAAAUGAGCUUGUCGACAGCGAGCCUUCUGACGAGGGCCCUGGGCAGUGGAUCUCCCCGGGCCACGAGGAGCCCCUUGUUGAUGAUGAGAGCGAAUACGAAGAACUGCAAGACCGGCCGCGAAGUGAGCCUGUCCCCCGGCAGGAGUCACUAUGA
This is a messenger RNA of Colletotrichum higginsianum IMI 349063, 2286 nucleotides long. Its product is annotated as ATP-dependent RNA helicase suv3. The record is from RefSeq and is a predicted model, not a curated record. The transcript is spliced from 2 exons. Gene Ontology annotation, cellular component: mitochondrial degradosome. Lineage: Eukaryota; Fungi; Ascomycota; Sordariomycetes; Glomerellales; Glomerellaceae. Gene Ontology annotation, biological process: RNA catabolic process; mitochondrial RNA 3'-end processing. Gene Ontology annotation, molecular function: hydrolase activity, acting on acid anhydrides; RNA helicase activity; ATP binding. Bases 1 to 2286 code for a protein of 761 amino acids.